This is a messenger RNA of Suillus paluster, 1261 nucleotides long. RefSeq lists its product as uncharacterized. The coding region runs from base 59 to 1135 and encodes 358 amino acids. The record is from RefSeq and is a predicted model, not a curated record. Gene Ontology annotation, molecular function: protein binding. NCBI's taxonomy places the organism in Eukaryota, Fungi, Basidiomycota, Agaricomycetes, Boletales, Suillaceae. The transcript is spliced from 3 exons.
CACACCCCCACACUCGUCACACCAUUAUCAACUGAGCUGGUAUCUUUUGCUUAAGCGAAUGGCAGCCGAGGAUGAAUUUUUGCGUCCAGGAGACCUAUACUACGCAGAUGGCAGUGUAGUUCUCUUAGCCGCCCAUGCUGGUAAAACGCAUGCUUUCCGCGUUCACAAAUUCGUGCUCGCGUCACACUCGAAAGUGUUUGCGGAUAUGUUUGCACUACCCUCAGGUACAGACCAAGAGACGUAUGAUGGUGUAGAUUCCGUACAUAUGCCGGAUGAUGCAAAAGACCUUGAAGACCUUCUUCGAGCACUGUACUAUCCAGGCACAAUACUAUCCAUGCUGGAGAAUCGAAACCCUCUUGCUGCCAUCAAGUAUAAGGGAAUUCUUCUGCUAUCGCAGAAAUAUUUCGUGCGCGUACUGCAUAAGCUCCUCAGGGCUCGCUUUCGUGCAGACUGGCCAUCGACUCUCCAGGAAUGGGAUAAGCUCAUAGAGCACUACGAUGGUCUUUCUGGAUCCACAUUACCGCAACAUGAUGCAGCUAGUCGAUUCAUCGAUAAUCGCAUGCUGGAACCUGCGUCUGCCAUACGCCUAGCUCGAGAGGCCAAUAUCCCAGAAAUUUUGCCUGCCGCGUUUUAUAUGUUAUCUACAAUCAGUCCUUUCAUGGAUUUUGAUGCCCUCCGCACCUCGUCCCCCCCUACGAUCGCUAAUUCUGAAGGGAAUGCCAUUGCGUGGCAGCCUGGAGAACGCACCGCACGAUGGGGGCUCUUAACACCCGCCGAUUGGCUCUGCCUAGUGCGAGGCAAGCAUUAUCUGAUGGAAUUUGCUCAAAAAAUUGAGGAGGAGGAAUCCUGUCCAUGUGACAGGGAGUGUAUCCACCAAAUGGCCAGGAGAAGGUUGUUAGACGGACCCUCUCAAGAUCUCCUACAUGUCCUAAAGUACAUUGCCUCGCAGCAGCCGCCUGCUCAGUAUCCUUGUUAUGAUGCCAUGCAGACGUUGGCGUCGCGCAGCAUGGAAGCACGGACUCUUAUAUGGGCGAACUUGUGUUUCUACUUCAAUUUACCGGACGUACAAGACGAUCAGAAUGACGAUGACGAUGACGAUGUUGCACUUGUGGAGGUUGCAGGGAAUGAGGGGUAGAUUUGCACACUGGCUACUAUAUUUCUCUAUACGCUAUAUAUGGAUCAAGCAAUAUACUAACCAACCAAUUUUAUGCAGGCCAUGCAGAAGUCUAAGGAACGCGUUUUAUUGCCACUUGUAUCGCUA